CUAAGUACUGCACAGCAGGAAGGAAUGGUAGAAGUGGAGCUCUCUGUUAGUGUUACAUCACUGCAGAGAGGGAGAGAGAGACCUUGCUUAGUUAGUCAAAUAAGGGUGCGCCCUACCUGCCUGCCGACAGCCUACCUGUGUGAAACUUUCCCCUUGGGUGUGGAGGUAAGUGAGCGACCUCCAGACGUUUCUCCACUAUGAGUCGGGAGCGAGCAGACUCCCAGGGGUCACUUGGGCCUGACGAUGAGGUCAUGCCAUAUAGUGACGACGAGACGGAUGAUGAGUUGGACCCCGGCUCAGAUGAAGAGCGGCCACAGGUGGAAGAGGCCAAGAGCACCGAGUCUGGUUGGAGAGUCAAAGCGAACGACAGGGCCUUCUGUAACCUGCCAGAGUUUCAGAAAAAAUACUUCUUGUGUCUCAAGAAGAGUAAAUAUGCAGGGAAUGGAAUCAAGACAUACAAAUAUAACGCCUUAACGUUCAUCCCACUGAAUCUGUUCGAGCAGUUCAAACGAGCUGCCAACCUUUACUUUCUGGCCCUGCUCAUCUUACAGAUUAUUCCUGAGAUCACCACGUUGCCUUGGUACACCACCUUAGUGCCUUUAGUUCUGGUGCUGGGAAUCACAGCCAUCAAAGACCUGGUGGACGAUCUGGCCCGCCACAGGAUGGACAACGAGAUCAAUAAUAGGAAGUGUGAAGUUCUCCUGGAUGGCAGGUUUCAAGUGUCGAAGUGGAUGAAUAUACAUGUCGGUGAUGUGGUUCGUUUGAAGAAAAAUGAUCACAUCCCGGCUGACAUUCUGUUGUUGUCCAGUUCAAACCCCAACAGUCUUUGUUAUGUUGAAACAGCCGAGCUCGAUGGGGAAACCAACCUGAAGUUUAAAAUGGGUCUGAGAGCGACAGACGAGAGACUGCAGGGGGAGCACCAGCUGGCCCAGUUUGAUGCCAUGAUAGUGUGUGAGGAGCCUAACAACCGUCUGGAUAAGUUCACUGGGACCAUGCGUUGGAGGAAGGACCGAUUCCCUCUGGAUCUGGACAACAUGAUGCUGAGAGGAUGCAGGAUCAGAAACACUGACGCGUGUCACGGACUGGUCAUCUUCGCAGGCGCUGACACUAAAAUCAUGAGGAAUGGGGGCAAGACCAGAUUCAAGAGGACUAAAAUCGAUGAAUUGAUGAACUACAUGGUGUACACUAUCUUUGUAAUCCUGGUCCUGUUGUGUGCUGGCCUGGCCAUCGGAAACACCUUCUGGUACGAGGCGGUAGGCAGAAAGGCCUGGUAUCUGAAUGACGGUAAGGACCAGACUGCUUCUUACAGAGGAUUCCUCAGCUUCUGGGGGUACAUCAUCGUGCUCAACACCAUGGUUCCCAUCUCCCUCUACGUCAGUGUGGAGGUGAUUCGUUUGGGCCAGUCUAAGUUCAUCAACUGGGACCUUCAGAUGUACUACCAGGAGAAAGACACCCCAGCCAAGGCCCGCACCACCACUCUCAACGAGCAACUGGGUCAGAUCGAAUACAUCUUCUCAGACAAGACCGGUACCCUCACGCAAAACAUCAUGGCCUUCAAGAAGUGCACCAUCGCUGGACGUACCUUUGGUGACCCUGCUAAUGUUGAGGGUGUAUCUCUGGAUCGUGGGAAGCCAGUGGACUUCACCUGGAACAAGUACGCAGACAGGAAGUUUGAGUACCUGGAUCAUUCCCUGGUGGCCUGCAUCCGGUCCAAGAAGGACAAAGACACCUUGGAGUUCUUCAAGCUGCUGUCUCUGUGUCACACUGUCAUGGUGGAACAGAAAGAAGAUGAGUUGGUGUACCAGGCAGCCUCUCCUGACGAGGGGGCUCUGGUGACAGCUGCCAGGAACUUUGGUUUUGUGUUCCUGUCCCGUACCCAGGACACCAUCACCAUCAGCGAGAUGGACCAGGAGAUGACCUACGAGAUGCUGGCCCUGCUCGACUUUAACAGCGACCGUAAACGCAUGUCCAUCAUCCUGAGGUUCCCUGACGGUCGGAUCCGUUUGUACUGCAAAGGAGCAGACACGGUCAUCUACGAACGCCUCUCUCCUAACUCCAAACACAAGGAAGUGACCCAGACUGCUCUAGACAUCUUUGCCAACGAGACUCUCCGGACCUUGUGUCUGUGCUACAAGGAUAUCAGUAAGCAGGAGUUUGACGCCUGGGCUAAGAAGCACAAGGCUGCCAGUGUUGCAAUGGGCAACAAGGAGGCUGCUCUAGAUCGAGUGUAUGAACAGAUUGAGAGCAACCUCAUGAUGAUCGGAGCGACUGCCAUCGAGGACAAGCUACAGGACGGGGUUCCUGAGACCAUCGCCAAGCUGGCAAAGGCUGACAUCAAGAUCUGGGUACUGACUGGAGAUAAGAAAGAAACGGCUGAGAACAUUGGCUAUUCCUGUAAGCUGCUUACCGAUGGCAUGCAGAUCCACUAUGGAGAGGAUGUCAAUGAGAAGCUGCGGAUCAGACAGGCAAACAGAAGGGAUCAGCCGCCUGCGUUCGGUCGGACCAGGAAGAAGGUACCGGAUCCGUUCUUCCCUGAGCCUGGCAGAAACGCCCUCAUCAUCACUGGAGGCUGGCUGAACGAGAUCUUAUACGAGAAGAAAAAGAAGCGUCGCCGUCUUCGACUGAAGCGUCUCGGUAAGAGACCUGCCUCCACCACGCCCCAGGAUGCCGCCCAGCCAAUCGACGACUGGGAGAAGGAGACUCGUCAGGUGGACUUUGUGAACAUGGCGUGCGAGUGCGAGGCAGUCAUCUGCUGUCGUGUCACGCCCAAACAGAAGGCCAACGUGGUCAGCCUGGUGAAGAAGUAUAAGAAGGCUGUCACGCUGUCCAUCGGAGACGGAGCCAACGACGUCAACAUGAUCAAGACUGCAGACAUCGGUGUGGGUAUAUCCGGUCAGGAGGGCAUGCAGGCGGUGAUGUCCAGUGACUAUGCCUUCGCUCAGUUCCGGUACCUGGAGCGUCUCCUGCUGGUCCACGGCCGCUGGUCCUACAUCCGCAUGUGCAAGUUCCUCCGCUUCUUCUUCUUCAAGAACUUUGCCUUCACCCUGGUCCACUUCUGGUACUCCUUCUUCAGCGGGUUCUCAGCUCAGGUUGCCUAUGAAGACUGGUUCAUUACUUUAUACAACGUGAUGUACAGCUCCCUUCCUGUCCUGUUGGUUGGCUUAUUGGAUCAGGACGUGAACGACAAACUGAGCAGAAAGUUCCCCAAGUUAUACCUCCCUGGUCAGCAGGGAGCGUUGUUCAACUACAAGAAUUUCUUCAUCAGUCUGUUCCACGGCAUUUUCACCUCUCUGGUGAUCUUCUUCAUCCCGUACGGGGCGUUCCUCCAGACCAUGGGGCAGGACGGAGAGGCACCUUCAGACUACCAGUCCCUUGCUGUGGUCAUGGCUUCCUCUCUCAUCUUCACAGUCAACAUGCAGAUAUCUCUGGAGACGUCGUACUGGACCUUUGUGAACUGCUUCGCCGUCCUCUGCAGUAUAGCCAUAUACUUCGGGAUCAUGUUCGAUAUCCACAGUGCAGGAAUCCAUGUCAUCUUCCCAUCAACCUUCACUUUCACCGGAGUGGCCUCUAACGCACUCAAACAACCCUAUCUGUGGCUGACCAUCAUCCUGACUGUGGGGAUCAGCCUGCUUCCUGUCAUCUGUAUUCAGUUCCUCUACAAAACCAUAUGGCCGUCCGUUGGAGACAAAGUCCAGAGGAACAGGAAGAAGUAUGAGAUGGAGGAGGAGGAGCAAGAGAAAUCCACUCCCUUCCAGCGCGGAAGACGCUCCCGCCGCUCAGCUUACGCCUUCUCUCACUCCAGAGGCUACGCCGACCUCAUCGCGUCCGGCCGCAGCAUCAGAAGACGACCUCCUACAGCACGCCCCAACCCCAGGGACAGCAUCCGAGAGAUCCCCCAGGCCGAGAACAUAUGAGGGGCCUGGUUCCAGAUUUGUUUGUGCUGUCUUGCCAACUCCUAUGGUCCUACAACUCCUGUGGUAAAUGUCAGUUUUGACCAUAGGUGUUGUCAAGACGACACAAACAGAUCUGUGACCAGGCUAGCCUGUCAUGCCUAUGCUUUUAGGAGGUUGAUCAAGCUGAGAACAUAUUUCAGGCCUUCCCUGGCAUGAUCUUACUAAGCAAAGACCCUUCCACCCAAAAGCUUACUGAAGCCCUUUUGUAUUGGGGAUUUCAUGUUUAUGGUUUUGUGUAACAGACAAUGUUGCUUAUCACAGAAUUGCUCGUCAUUACUGGGUACUCCCGAUAUAUACCUUGGCCUGUAUUGAUGAAGCCUUAGUUUGAGUACUGAUCUAGGAUCAGGUCUCACCCCUGUACAUGUAAUCUUAUUCAUUAAUUAUCUAAAAGGGGAAUACUGUUACUGGAUCAGCACUUUGUGAAUACGGGCCCAAGAGUUAUUGGUUUGACUGGAGGUUGGCCUUGUUUAAACUGACUAAAUGUAAUAUAUUGUUAAUAUUAUUGUUGGUUUGUAUUUCACUGGAUCAGUUGUGAAAAGGUAUACUUGCAGUCAGAAGGGUGUCAUAAUCAUGAUUUAUAUUUUAAUGUGCAAGAAUUUCAGCUUUAUUUUCUGUUCAAAAUGCUGGAUCCUAGAAGUAAAUUAUGUUUUCCACAGUUUUAUAUUUUAUUUUAUGGUGUCCUUCCUUACUGCUGUAAGUUAUUUAAACACUCUUUUUAUAUGCACAUGGAUUCAUUGUAUACAUGCUUUUUAAAGCUGAACCAGCUGUUUACGGUGAUCCAAUAGAACCUCCUGGACUGAUUUAGAUUCACUGGUUUUAGCUGAGCUUUUUUUUUCAGAUCAUAAACUGAUGCAAAUAGCUUCUUGCAUUCUUUUAAUGAGCUAGAUAACUGUUAUUAUAAUAUCAACACUGUCCAUCCUCUCUCUUUUUUAAAAUUAUUUUUGUAACAGGAUGGUUAUUAUCAUGACUUUUGGUGUAAAAUGGCAAUGGUUUGAAAUGUGCUAAAUAUUUACUGUGCCUCAAAUGGCAUUCUACUACCUAUUUUAGUGGUCAAAAGUAGUGCACUAGGGAAUAGGGUGCCAUUUGGUAUUUAACCAUUUGAAAUGAAGUAUGAAUGGAAUUGGCAAUUUGCAAUAUUUGCUAUGAAGGACCAACCUGCUCAGACGUUCCAAUUUAGUUUAAUAUUUCGACUUGGGCUGUGACUCAAUCCACAAGGAUGCAGUGUUUGGAUUGAGACGCAGCCAUGGCUAUUUUAUUGGCCUUAAUGCAUUAUAUCAGCCUUUAAUCAAUAUGACCUCUGUCAAACAGGUACCGUUUAGUGUGUAUAAAUACUCUUUGUUCUGUUACAUACUUCAUGCUGUAUAACAAAUGGACUUUGUAACUGUAUUUUUAAAGGUUUGUGUAUCUAUUUGUGUAUACACAAAAUUGAACAAUGGCCUUUAGUGGUCAACUGGGCCACUCUUAUGACAACUUUUUUUUUUUAAUACUUGUUUUUAGUAUAUUAAUGAUAUAAAGUACCUUGUAAAAUGACUUUGAAUAAAGACUAACUAUACAGAGAAA
This is a messenger RNA of Salmo salar (Atlantic salmon), 5513 nucleotides long. Lineage: Eukaryota; Metazoa; Chordata; Actinopteri; Salmoniformes; Salmonidae. The record is from RefSeq and is a predicted model, not a curated record.